AAACCUGUUUCCUUUUUAAACCACUGUAGGCUGAAACUUAAUUUACCUCGACCACCUCGCCCUCCACGGUUAUAAGGCCCCUGGCUUCCCGGCAGGUGCUCAGCGGAGUCAGUGGAGAGGGGGGGUGUAUUAGAAGCUCUGCUUCACGUUUGAGCGCUGCGCUGAGCGCUAUAGGAGCGCUCCUAAAGAACAGCGUGUCCUUGGUAAUGUUUAAUUGAUAUGGGGGGGACUGCCCUCUCAGAGACAGCCCCUUCACAUUAUAACUGCCACCCUCCUUAAAUCUUUUUCCAAACUCCUCGAAUACAGUGACCUUGGCCACUGAAUCCCCAUCUGUUAAUGCGGCCAGAAUAUUCAUUUUAGUCUGUGCUGGUCUCGCACCAUUUGCGUCAAACUCCCAGGCCACCACCCUGGGCUGCUCCACCACCAACACCACACAUAGGUGGAUUGGCGGGGGGCGAAAAUAGGGUGUUGGAGGCUUUGUUGUCAAAAGCGUCUUUAAUGCCAUUCUGAAAUAUUAAAAUAAACACAAAGCAUUAAGAAAAAGCUAUGUAGUAGGUUAGUACACAUUAUUUUCUAAAACGUUUCUUUUAUUUCAUAUUGUGUUGCUUCAUUAGUAUAUGGUUAUCACAAACGUAUAAGGUUAAUAUAUAUUGGAUUAAAGAGAGCAUUACGUUUGCCUAAAACGCUAAACUGCAUUAAAAAAUUGAUGACCACUAUUUGGAAAUCGCUUUUGCUAACCAAGAUAAUCUAUCCAACCGCUAGCUUAAACAUUUUAAACAACUCUAGUCACUUAAUUGUUUCUUUUGUUAAAAAGGGUUAUACUUAUAGGGUUAUACAAUAUAAAUACUCAAUUAAUGUCAGUUAUUCUUCAUAUUCUUCAUUUUCUUAUCUCAUUUAGAGAGGAACAAACUUACUUCUCUGUCAGCUUUCACAGGACUGAGGCAAAUCACCGACUUUUGCUUGCGCGAGAUGGACUUUUGCCCGCGAAAUUUUUAUAUGGAUUUUUGACAGUGAUUUUGACAGUGAUGAGUUCAAAAGCGCUCCGAUGAUGUCGGAAAUAAUGGCUGAUGACGUAAGUGUUUGCCUGAUACACCGCGUAGGAGCUUAAUGUUGCUAUUUCCAAAACUAGAUUUAACAAGGUAAUAGUGUCACAAAUUAGUCUCGUAUUAUGUACUAAAAAAUCAUUAGUGAAUUCAUAUUAUGCCUUAGGAAAACAUUACUUAAUCAACUUUUCACAUUUCAAGAAUUAACCACAUGUAUUGACCAUAUCUUGUUGUCAAUUUAUCAGCUUAAACUAUAGUAUCUCGCUGAUGAUACGAGUGCUCUUAAAGGACAACUAUAGAUUUAAUAAAAUGCAUUAUGACAGCUGAGGAAUUAAGCUUUGAGGUUUGUUUGGUACAGUUUCUAUCGAACCCGGCAUUUUGAGAGCGUAAUGUCCAAAUGUUCCUGAAUGCAUCAAUCAAAUCUAACGUCACAUCAACGCAUCUCCGUCAAAUUCCUCUGAAGUCUUGACCGGUAAGUACCGCUGAGCCGCGGGUCUAAGGGCUCAUAGUUUGGAUGGUGUAAUGACAGUUAUAUAGUUGUGAAACGGCGUUGUCGUCCGUUUGUAACCCGUGCAGUAUGUGUACACUAAUGAAAGAGUGAAAUAUUCCCUGUGUAUGUCAACGCCAAAACGUGGCUAACAAUAGCAUAGCCGCUAAGCUAGCGGCACAUUAGUAUGACAAAUAUGUAACGGUAUUAAGUUAUGUGCUGAACUGGCAUGAACUGGUUAGUUGGGUAACUAACUUGGUUAGCUAACUAACGUUUCAGUUAAUAUGGAUACAGUCUGCGCUAUAGCCUUUAUGUUAUCGUGGUUUAACGUUAAGUCACGGGUUCAUUUGUGUGCCAUAUGAGGGAAAUAUUUCGUCUAUUAGUGUCAUAGUUCAUUAUAAGGAAGGAAGCGAUUUAAAUUCAUUCGUAACGUUUAUUAAGCAAUAAGGUACAAGAGGCUGUACAUAAAGUACUGCCUCGAGUACCUCAUUGCUGAUACUAACGUCGUUCAAACCGUUACUCUUAGUGCGCAGUGAUAUGAAACAAGAACUGUACAUCGCUCAAUAAUGUGCACCACGUGACUCACGGUCAACCAAUCAGAGCGCUGCAUUAAAUCAACAGUAUUAUAACACGAGAUAAUGCUGACUUAAAGUAUGUUCAUUGACAAAUUGGUUAAAAUUGCAAGGGUUUUGUCAGUUUGUGUUGACUAGUUGGUUGGCAUUAGCUACUAGUUAGCUGGUUAGCGUUACUUUGCUCGCUGCCAAAUUAGUCCGCCAACUGAUGAAAUUGCCACGGCCUAUUUUUAGCAUUAGGCCUACGUAGAAGUUAGCAUGUGGUAACCACGGGAAUAUUUCACUCCUCCAUUCAUGUCUGAAUUAUGGAUAAGUUACAAAUCCGAUGUCAAUAGCAUUUAAAGUAGUUUGUCUUUUGAGAAACAUAAUUAACUAUGUUGGUAAUAUGGAACAGCGGUAAUCUACUUCUCUCUCUAUGUAAUAAUUUCCUAUGGUGUUUUGUUUAAAGGCUGAAAGUUUGAACCUUCUUAAUGUCAUUUUGUCAUAUUGUUUCCUCUCUUAGACAACAGAGCAUCCUCCUUAUCUGCAUUGUGUUUGACCAUAACGGCUGGUGACUCUAAAGUGCAAGUUCACACAUCAAUUCAGAUAUUGCUCCUGCCAGUGUUGGUGACUCCAUGGAUAUUUGACAGUGUCCUGCUGUCCAGCAUCUCUCCUCCUCUAUCCCAUUGGCUCUCUGUCUCUCCUAUACCUUGUAUCCACUCUGUCUACAAUUUGAUAACUCUAGCUUUCCUGUCAAAUCUACCGCUCUGUCUGAUUUUGGAAACUCUAUCUUUGUAUCCCUCUUCUAUCCCACUCUAUCUGUAUACAGAAGCCUGAAAACCCUGAUAUUCUGAAACCUGAACCCUGAACCCUGAAACCUGAACCUAAGGUUAUUGCAACCUGUCUGAACAGAACUCUGAGAGUAUCUCCACUCUCCCGCUCUCUGUCUCUCCUCUGAACACUCACUCACCCGGGUUAUUGGUACCUGAUCUACCUUUUUGAAUGAUCUGAGAGAUUCUCUUCUCUCACUCUCACCUCUCUCCUAUCAACUCCUAUAUUUAUACAAUACUAUUACUGUUUUUACUAAUUUGACAAAACAUUUGAAAUUUACUAUUAAUGAGAUUAACAAAAUUUGCCUGAACAAAGAAUUGAAAAGUUAAUUCAGAAGCUAAAAAAACAUAAAAUACAAAUCUUUUUGUUAUAAUUGAAAAAACUACACCAUGAUCCAAAGAAUUGUAUUGUAAAAAAGUACUCUUUAUAAUUGAAUCAGGUAGAUUUCCUGAUACACUAUUUGCAAAAGUGCAUUGAAUUAACAUAAUUAAAGACAACUGCACUCUGAUAUAUAAUAAAAUACAUAACUAUUACAAAUCCAUAUUAGAGAAGUGUAUUUGCUCCUGAUCGCUGUUGCUGUGCACCUGUUGGUUUGUACUCAAAGGUUUGUUUUGUGAGCAAACACUGUUGUUAACUUGAUUAGUCUACGUACAAGGAGAAAUAAUUCCGCUACAUGCAUUGUAUCAAUUAUACCUAAUUAAUGAAUACAUAAUUUUUUUCUUAUAAACUUACAUUGUGCAUAUCAGUGUUUUGUUGUUUAUACUGAAAUAAAACACAGACGUCAACCAGGAGGAAGUGGAUUCAUCAGGAGUGGCUGUUUCCUGCUGAUCCAACGUUCUUCAGAACCAUCCAUCUGUCAUCACACUCCCACAACAACUGCUCCCGAAUAUAAACAAUAGCCGAAUAAAGUAUUAAGAUAAUUUCUACCAGUAAAUUUAGCCAUCUGAAAUCUGAAGGGCCCUUUCAGUCAGCUGCUUUCACUCAACUGCUUCCAAGUUGUGUGUUUGUGGUAGACUUCAGUUUUUACAUUGAUUAUAUAUUUCCACAGAUAAGUCAAGGUCUCAGUAAGCAAUAUCUAUUACAUAUUAAAUACCAUCGGUCACUUUAGUACAUGGUACUUUAUUUACGCAGACAGACAUACUAAGACCUGAUUGCAGUAUUCAAAUCUAGAAGUGCUUUGUCUAGACCCUCAUAUAUUAGAAUACGUCAGCUGGAUAAUUUCAUUGUGUUUUUUAUAUUAAAACUAUAAAAUAAUCCUUCAGGUUGCUGUCACUGAAUUUGACGUUCAAAUAUAAUAUAUUUAUCUAUAUUGAAAAGUGUUAUUUAUUCAUGUUUUGAAAAGCGUACGCCCAAACUGAGUUAAUUUUUCAUUCAUAAGUGUUUUUGAUUUAUAGCAGCAAGCAGGUUUAAUCCAUCUUCAAAUCCUUGUUCGUUAAAAGUAAUAUUUUACUUAUUGCAUUUAAUAUCUUGGUUUUGUACAUUUGUGGUUUUGAAACAUCAACAAUGCCAAGGAAGAGUAAGAGGUCACAAGCUCAGAGCCUGCGCUGGCAGCGGCCCAAUGAGAAUCCCUUUGCAACAACGACUGAAGGAGCAGAAUGUGUUGGUCCUGAGAGCAGUGAAGAGGUAAAGAUGUCUGCAGAGUGUAAACGUGUGGAGCAGGAAGGUCAGCCUGAUGCUUCAUGUGCACCACCACCAUCUUAUGCAGAUGCUGUAAAGAGAGGACAGCACAGUGAUGAUCCAUGUGUAGCAGGACCUUCUAAUGUGCACCAGGUGAACCAGAGAUGUCAGCCUGAUGCUUCGUGCAUACCACGGGUUUCAGAUACUAUAAAGAGAGGACAAGCCAGUAAAGAACCAUGUGCAGCAGGACCUUCUAAUGCAGACCGUGUAGACCCUGGAGAUCAGCCUUCUGAACAACAUGUCCGUGCAUCCCGCAGCCAGGCUUCCACCUGUAACUCACUGACCUUUCUUGCAUUCCUCCAUGAGAAUGAAAGCAUCACCAGAGCAGACCUGGACCAUGUUUUGGAUAAAGGUAACACGAUGUAUAGAGAGACCAGGAAACAAGUCACUAAUCACAUCUAUCUGACCACCGAUGAGCUUACUGAUGAAGUUCCUGCACGCAGCGCUACACACCAUGCAGACAUGACUCAGCUUUCAAGGUACGGCACAUUAGGAGAACCUUUACCUGGAGCUGUGGACAGCUUUCUGGACCUGGAGUCAGGACUCAGCUGCUUGUUGUCAGAUGUGAAGUACGCUCUGCUGUUGAUGAGACUCUUGUGUAUCGCAGUGUUCAGAACCAAGUCGGGCAGAUACGGUUUCUUUGACCCACACUCCAGAACAGCCAGAGGUUUGCCCCUACCAGCCGGUUCACGCACACCAGGUACUGCUGUCAUGGUGACAUUCUCACGUCUCAGUGACAUGAUUGACAGGCUCAAGAAGUCCCACAGAAUGAUGGACACACAGUCCUCCUGUAACUAUGAGUUAAAGCCUGUGGAGUUCUACAAUGUGAACACAGUCAACCUGAACGGUGGUCUCCCAAACACAGACUGCAGACCUACAGCUGUCCCUGUGGAUGAAUCAAACUCACCUAUAGCCACUGAUCAGACCAGUUCACCUGAAACGACUCCUCACACUCCAGCUGUAAAUCAACCAGAGGUCCUCAUCACAACAUCAUCACAUGAUGCUCCUCACACUGAAUCAGAAUCAACCGCUCAAGUGAUAAACCCUGUUCUCAGUGAUCCAUCUGACGACAUAUUGACAGCAGAGUCCAGUGACAUCAUCUUUACAUCAUCGGUGAGACAACAAGAGGUCAUAAACUCCAAUGAACCAGAACUGUCAACUAAAUCCACUUUCCUUCCAUCACAUGAUGCUUCUCUCAAUGAACCAAGUAUUUCUUCUUCAGUAGCAAAUACUGUUGCCAGUGAUCUAUCUGAUGUUCUAUUACAGGGAAUCUCAUGCAAACUGACAAAGUGUGAUAAAAACAAAAGGAGAAAAAUGAAGAGAAGACUGAUCAUCUCAGAGAAAACUCAACAAAGACAAGAGAGUAAAAAAAGGAAAGAAAGGGAAAAGUAUGCUUCAAAUAAAGCAUUUAAAACAGAAAAAAAAUCUCAUGCAAAAAGCAAAUAUCAGAACAACCCUGAAUUUAGACAAAAGAAAAUCAAUAAUACAAGAGACAACGUUGACUUUCAACAAAAACGGAAAGAGUACAUUUCAAACAGGUACAGAGAAAAUGCUGAUUUUAGACAGAAAAAAAAACAAAUCUUUGUCUCUCGUUACAGAAAUAAUCCUGAUUUUAGAGAGAAGAAAAAACAGCACUUUACGAACCGCUACCGAGACAAUGCUGAGUUUAGAAAGGGAAAAAAACUGUCCUUCACUGCUUUUUAUAAAAACAACAUUGAUUUUAGACAAAAGAAGAGAGAAAAAGAGAGAUCUCACAUUAUUCAGCGAUACGCUCAUGACCAGGCAUUCAGGCUGAGACACAAACAACUAAUGAAACAACGAAUGAAAGACAGAUACAAAAACAAUCCUACAUAUAAGAGUAUGCGGAACAUGAGAUGUGCCAUGAAAAUAAAAAGGAAAUACAGACAGAUAAAUAAACCGAUAGAAGAAAGUGACAACAGUUUGAUCAAAGAGGCCAUAUCUGUUUUCAGGUCACAAAUAAAGUCCGGUCCCACUUAUGUUUGCACCGUCUGUCACAAAGCAUCAUUUCCAAACCAAGUGAAACCCUGUAAAAGGUUAAACUAUGUACGAAAUCCAGACGUGGCUGCAGCAUGCCUGACAGGAAAGUACGUCCAUGUGUGUGAUGAUGAGUGCAGAGAUGAACAACAGUGUAAUGUGCCUGAUGAGAGAAAGGAAGAGUGGAUCUGUCACACCUGCCACAAUCAUCUUAAAGAUGGAGUCAUGCCGACACUCGCUGUAGCCAACAACUUGGAGCUCGCUGACAUUCCACCUGAACUGUGUGACCUCAACAUAUUGGAGCGACAUCUCAUAGCCAAGUGCAUAGCGUUUGCAAAGAUUAUUCCUCUUCCCAAAGGACGCCAGAGAGCGAUACAUGGCAACGUGGUUUGUGUCCCGUCUGAGGUGCAGGAAACAGUGGAAGCGUUACCCAGACUGAGAAGUGAGUCUCAAGUGAUGAGAGUAAAGCUGAAGAGACGAUUGUGUUACAGAGGACAUCAGCUGUUCCAGACUGUCACCUGGUCUAAACUAGUGCAGGCGCUGCAUAUACUCAAACGCAUUCAUCCACAAUAUCAGGACAUCCCUAUCAGAGAUGAGGCCGAGCUUUGUGACCCAACACUUCCUGAUGAAGAUGACGAUGAUGAUGAGGAUGCCACUAUGGAUGACAACGACUAUGAUGAUGCUGAUUUCAAGGAAAUUGACAUGUGUGACAAAAGUGCACUGUGUGAGACAGAAACUGAGCUUGAUGGAGAGCAGGAUGUUGACAUGUUGUCUUGUGAUGGUGAACAACCAGAGCAGCAAAGAGAUGAUGAAGAACAGGAAGGUGAAAUGCCCAACGGUGGUUUUGCUCUAGAAUCAUGUCUUCAGCCGUGUGAUGUUUCAGAGGAGAUCUUAUGUUUCAGUGAAGGAAUCUACUCGGUUGCCCCUGCAGAAAGUAACAGUCCAGUUGGUUUCUUCAAAACUCCUAAACUUGAGGCGAUGGCUUUCCCUGUGCAGUUCCCUACAGGCCAAAACACACUGGAUGAAGGGAGACGUAUGAAAGUAACACCCAGCAGUUAUUUCAAAGCGAGGCUUUUCUGUGUUGAUGAUCGUUUUGCCAGAGAUACAAACUACUUGUUCUUUGCUCAGUUUGUGACUGAAAUACACUUGGCCACAUCCAGCAUGACGAUACAGUUGAGGAAAGGAAAGCCAAUGACUCGAGAUGGACGAAAAAUAACGUCUGGUAUGCUGCAAAACAAACGAGAGGUAGAGAAACUGGUGAGAAACAAAGAUGCAGUCAGAUUCAUGCAGCCGCUGAGAGGAACACCAGCCUACUGGGAGAAAACCACACGAGACCUUUUUGCCAUGAUCAGACAGUUGGGAACUCCCACAUUCUUUUGUACAUUUUCUGCAGCUGAGAUGCGUUGGCCUGAAGUGAUUGAGGCAAUAAAAAGACAGCAAGGUGAGGAGGUGAACUUUGAAGGGCUCGACUGGUCAGCAAAGUGUGACAUUCUUAGAAGCAACCCUGUAACAACAAUGCGCAUGUUUGAUAAGCGUGUUGAGGCCUUAUUCAGAGAUGUGCUCUUAUCUCCUGCACAGCCUCUUGGCAAAGUCGUUGACUACUUUUACCGAGUUGAGUUUCAGCACAGAGGAAGUCCACACAUUCACUGUCUCAUAUGGGUAGAAGGUGCACCUGUGUUUGAGGAGGAUGAUGAUAAGACUGUUUCGGAUUUUGUGUCUAAAUACAUCACAGCUCAGCUACCUGACCAACUCACACAACCUGAACUGUACAAGAAGGUCACAGAGGUGCAAAUACACAGCAAAAAACACUCACGGACGUGUUUCAGAAGUCCCAGCUCGGGUUGCAGAUUUGGUUUUCCUAAACCACCUUCCAGAAAGACAAUGAUAUCGAGACCUGGUGAGGGCGUUGCUCCACUGCAACUGCAAAUAGCAAAGUCCAAGCUCCAACCACUGAACUUGUUGCUGAAUGAACCUGAAACUGCCUCACUCGGUUUGCAGCAGCUACUCAGUAAAUGCAACUUAACACUCCAAGAGUAUGAAGGAUGCCUCAAUAUCAUCAACAAAUCCAGUGCGGUGAUCCUGAAACGUGAACCAAAGGACUGCUGGGUAAAUGGAUAUAAUGCACAUCUACUGGAAGCUUGGGAUGCCAAUAUUGAUGUCAGUUAUAUUCUCAAUGCAUAUUCGUGCAUCAUGUAUCUCACCAGCUACAUCACCAAAAAGGAAUCUGGACUUUCUGAGUACCUUAAAACAGUCAUUGAAAACUCCACCAAAGACCACGUCAAUGAAUGUGAUGAAAUGAGGGAAAUCAUGCAGGCGUACUCUAAAAAGAGAGAGGUCAGUGCUCAGGAGUGUGUGACUCGUGCAUGUGGAAUAAACAUGAAGAAGUGUUCACGUGGUGUCAUAUUCGUGCCUACAGAUGACAACGCACUGAAAAUGAGUCGCCCCAUGUCUUACCUGGAGAACACAACAUUAGAAAGUGUAAAUGUGUGGAUGACGUCUUUGACUGACAAAUACAAAUCCAGACCAGAAACACCAGAGUUUGAGCAAAUGUGUUUGGCUGAUUUCGCAGCUACUUGCAGAAUUGUCUACGGCCAGCAGAAAAAAGGAAAAGAUGUGUUGCCUCUCCUCAAUGACAUGGGAUUUGUGCAAAAGCGUAAAAACGAUAAGCCCGCUAUCAUCAGAUUUUACCGCUGCUCACAGGAAAAAUAUCCAGAGAAGUUCUAUGGCACAUUACUGAAACUGUACAUUCCUCACCGAUCAGACCUGGAACUGAAAAGACGGCAUUUCCCCACGUACGAGUCCUUCUACAAGAGUGGUUGUGUCCAACUACCAGGUUCUGACCAUCCUGAGUAUGUCCGUCACAUUGUGAAACGAAACAAAGACAAAUAUGAGAAAAACAGCGAGGACAUUGAGAAUGCAGUGGAAGAAUUUGAACAGAACAGAGGAGUGAUUGAUGAAUGGUGCAAUCUGGCUCCAGAAUCUGAAGUGGAAGGUUGGAAUGUAUCGAAGAACUGGAGGCAAGAGAGCCAGAUCAUGAAAAUGUUCAAGAAAAUGUUCCAGAAUACACUAAUCAAGCUAAUGCUGCAACAGAAGCCAGAGCCAUCAGAGAGCCUCCGACCUUUGACCCCACAGUGCUACGGAAAAUGUAUCAGAACCUGAACCAGAAACAAGCAUGUGUGUUCUAUGCAGUUAGAGACUGGUGCGUAAAGCGUGUUUGUGGCCUAAAUCCUGAGCAGUUUUUCUUUUACGUCAAUGGUGGUGCUGGAACAGGAAAGUCACAUCUCAUUAAAUGCAUCUACUCAGAAGCAUCUAAGAUACUGUGCAAACUGCCCAGCCAUUCUGAGGAGGUCGACAUAUCAAACCCCACGGUCCUGUUGACAGCUUUCACUGGAACUGCAGCCUUCAAUAUAUCAGGAUCAACACUGCACUCUCUGCUCAAGCUUCCACGGAGUUUGAA
Messenger RNA from Gasterosteus aculeatus aculeatus (three-spined stickleback), 10041 nucleotides. The record is from RefSeq and is a predicted model, not a curated record. NCBI's taxonomy places the organism in Eukaryota, Metazoa, Chordata, Actinopteri, Perciformes, Gasterosteidae.